AUGGGGUGGAUGUGGAUAACCGUCUGCAGAGGCCGAUGGCAAGCUGUGUUUGUCAUUCUUUGUCUUUUCAAGCUGAGCUCAGUGUCCGGACAGGCUCGGUAUACCAUACAGGAGGAGCAGGCAGAAGGGUCUUUCGUUGGAAAUAUUGCUAGAGAUUUAGGCUUGGAUGUGGCGAGACUCAUAUCAGGUAAAGCUCGUAUUAUUACAAAAGGAAGUCGACAGUAUGUGGAUUUAAACAGAGACAAAGGAAAUCUUGUUAUUAAAGAGCGAAUCGACCGAGAAGAGCUUUGUGGACAGACGACGCCCUGUAGCUUCAGUUUCGAGGUCAUUUUAGAAAAUCCGAUCCAGCUUUAUCGGGUAACUGUGGAGGUAAUAGACAUUAAUGAUAACAGUCCGUCGUUCCAAAAGGAUGAAAUCAAUUUGAAAAUUGCUGAAAAUGCUGCACUAGGGACUCGUUUCUCUUUGGUGAGUGCAGACGAUCCUGAUGUUGGCAUUAACGAUAUUCAGAAAUACACACUUAAACCCUCAGAUAAUUUUAAAUUGGAAGUCCAGAGCCAACCGGAUGGAGGCGAAUUCAUCGAAAUGGUUUUACAGACCCCGUUAGAUCGAGAGAAAGAGGAUACUCACUCACUCGUGUUGAUUGCUUCGGAUGGCGGUGAGCCACACAGAUCAGGGACGGUGCGUAUUCAGAUAUAUGUUCUAGAUGCAAACGAUAAUGCGCCAGUGUGUAGCCAGCCUGUUUAUAAAGCAGAUAUCAGGGAAAAUUCUCCUGAAGGAUCGGUGGUAACCACUGUUAGUGCAAAUGACGCAGAUAAAGGAGUCAAUGGUAUAGUCACUUAUUCUUUCCCCCAUGUCGCUAAAGAGGCGAAGCAGCUGUUUGAAGUAAAUUCUAAAACAGGAGAGAUUACAGUUACAGGUAAACUAGAUUUUGAAAAAUCUAAGACCUAUCAAUUAAAUGUUCAGGCUAGUGACCACGGGGGAUUUACAGAUACGUGCAAAGUUUUUGUUCAAAUACUUGAUGAAAAUGACAAUGUCCCUACAAUACAGCUUAUGUCAUUUUCUAACUCUAUAUCGGAGGAUUCUUCCCCUGGUUCAACUAUAGCUGUUGUUAACGUAGAUGAUGAAGACUCUGAUGGUAACGGUGUUGUCAAGUGCUCCAUUAACUCUGACAUACCCUUUAAAAUUGAAUCUUCAUUAACAGGAUAUUAUACAAUAGUAACAGAAGACUUCUUAGACAGAGAAAGUAUUCCUGAGUAUAAUAUCACCAUAACCGUCUCUGACCAAGGCUCUCCGCCUCUGUCUAACAGUAAAAACAUUAAUGUUAAAGUGUCUGACGUGAAUGACAGCCCACCCAAAUUCAAGCAGUCAGAAUAUAGUAAGACUGUACCAGAGAACAACUCUCCCGGAUUAUCUAUGUUUACUAUCAGUGCUAGUGAUGCAGACUGGGGCCAAAACGCUCGAGUGUCUUACUUCCUGGAGGAGAAAGAGAUUAAUGGAGUAUCUGUGUCGUCAUUAGUGUCCAUAAACUCAGAAAACGGUGUCGUUCAUGCAGUGAGGUCGUUUGAUUAUGAACAAAUCAAAUGGUUUGAAUUCAAUGUGACUGCACGUGAUGCCGGAUCUCCUCCUCUGAGUUCGGUUGCUACAGUAAAAAUAAUGAUCCAGGACCAGAACGACAACCCCCCUCAAGUUCUGUACCCAGUCCAAACUGGUGGCUCUGUGGUGGCUGAAAUGGUCCCUCGUUCAGCAGAUGUGGGCUAUCUGGUGACUAAAGUGGUGGCUGUGGAUGUGGACUCUGGACAGAAUGCCUGGCUCUCCUAUAAACUGCAGAAAGCCACAGACAGGGCGCUUUUUGACGUGGGCUUACAGAAUGGAGAAAUAAGAACAAUCCGCCAGGUGACUGAUAAAGAUCCUGUGAAACAAAGACUGACUGUUAUAGUGGAGGACAACGGGCAGCCCUCUCGUUCAGCUACAGUCAUUGUUAACGUGGUGGUGGCGGACAGCUUCCCUGAAGUGCUGUCAGAGUUCACAGACUUUACUCACGACAAGGAGUACAAUGACAACCUGACUUUUUACUUAGUGUUGGCUCUGGCUGUAGUUUCCUUCCUCUUCAUCACGUGUGUAGUGGUUAUUAUAUCAGUGAAAAUCUACAGAUGGAGACAGUCUCGCAUCCUGUAUCACUCCAAUCUCCCUGUGAUUCCAUAUUAUCCACCACGUUACUCAGACACUUUGGGGACAGGGACUCUCCAACACGUGUACAAUUACGAGGUGUGCAGGACGACUGACUCCAGAAAGAGUGACUGUAAGUUCGGCAGAGCUGGUAGUCAGAAUGUGCUGAUAAUGGACCCCAGUUCUACAGGGACGAUGCAGCGGAUACAGAGUGAAAAGAGCAUCCUGGAUGAACUUGACUCUCCUUUAGAGGUGCGUGUCUUUAUUCGUGAUUCUCCACAAACUUCCUAUGAAUAA
Messenger RNA from Scomber scombrus (Atlantic mackerel), 2463 nucleotides. RefSeq names its product protocadherin beta-16-like. Gene Ontology annotation, molecular function: calcium ion binding. The record is from RefSeq and is a predicted model, not a curated record. The coding region runs from base 1 to 2463 and encodes 820 amino acids. Gene Ontology annotation, biological process: homophilic cell-cell adhesion. The transcript has a single exon. Gene Ontology annotation, cellular component: plasma membrane. NCBI's taxonomy places the organism in Eukaryota, Metazoa, Chordata, Actinopteri, Scombriformes, Scombridae.